GAGCACAUGGGACUGCGUUCUGUUGUCGCCGACGGGGCUCUCUCUGUCACCUUCUUAAAGUCCACCGGACGAUUUCACCGUCCAUCGGUUUUCUGGGUUAUCGUGUCCGCCACCCGAUCCUUGGACCUCAGCGAUGGAGCCGAACGGCGCGCCGCCAGGGCAGGCGACUGCUGGCCACCGGUUUGGACAGAUCCCACCGCCGAACCCCCGCGGCGGCGGCGGUGGACACCGGCGGGCCCUCUCCGAGACCGUCCUCCGCCUCCCUGAUGACCUCCUCUUCGACACCGACCCCGACUUCGGCAUCUCAGACAUCGACUUCCCCUCGCUCUCGGACGAUAACCUGUCCGGUGGCUGCGGGGCUGUCGCGGCCGAGCCCGGAAUGUCGGAUCCGGCGGCGGCCACGUCGGGGAGGACCGUCCCUGGGGCUCACCUUAGGAGCCUUUCGGUGGACGGCGGGAUCUUCGACGGGCUAGGGUUCCAGGCCGGCGCGGCGGCUGGAGGCAGCAGCGCCGGUGUAGGGGAGCAAGAAAGGAGGGGCCACCACCGGCGGAGUGGUUCGAUGGACGGGUCAUUCUCACCGUUCGAGGGGGAUUCGGCGGCGACGUUGUCAGAUUACGCGAAGAAGGCCAUGACGGCCGAUAAACUUGCGGAGUUAGCGCUGAUCGAUCCCAGGAGAGCGAAAAGGAUUCUUGCAAACAGGCAAUCCGCUGCUCGUUCGAAGGAGAGGAAGAUCCGUUACACUAAUGAACUUGAGCGGAAGGUGCAAACACUACAGACUGAGGCAACCACUCUUUCGGCGCAGCUCACACUUCUUCAAAGGGAUACUACAGAUUUGACUGCUGAGAACAGAGAACUCAAGUUGCGAUUGCAGGCAAUGGAGCAACAAGCUCAACUUCAUGAUGCUUUAAACGACGCUUUGAGAGAGGAAGUGCAGCGGCUUAAGAUAGCAACCGGACAACUUCCAAGCGCAAAUGGAAAUCCUUUCAACGGCGGGCUUCAGCAUUCUGUAUCGAACUACUACGCUCACCCACAGCAGUUGCCGCCCCAGAGUUUGCGUCACGGUCAGCAUCUGCAUCCAUCUCAGAUGCAAAUUUCUUCGAAUGGUCAGUCACUUGUUCAUUCCCCAAGUGAUCCCAUGGACUUCAUGUGAGGGCAAAGUCGACGAUCUAGAUGGACUUCAAGUGAGAUAAGUUAAAAGGCCAGCGACGUUGAAUGCAGCUCAUAGAAAUUUGGUAGGGAAUCGUUUGUUGUUCUUUGUACCAUUAAGUACAAUAAAAAUGUAUCUCUCAUUGGGUAUGUUUGAGCUGAACAAGUCUUCUGGUUGCAGUUGUGUACAGAGUUGAUGGGGAGAUACAUAAUUCACAUGACAGUCAAUCUUGUUGGUAAUUGAAGUUUCAGUUUCAGUUUGUCUUCA
Molecule: messenger RNA, 1414 nt
Organism: Musa acuminata subsp. malaccensis (wild Malaysian banana)
Lineage: Eukaryota; Viridiplantae; Streptophyta; Magnoliopsida; Zingiberales; Musaceae
Product: transcription factor RF2b
Biological process (GO): regulation of DNA-templated transcription
Cellular component (GO): nucleus
Molecular function (GO): DNA-binding transcription factor activity
Source: RefSeq, a predicted model, not a curated record